Molecule: messenger RNA, 1699 nt
Organism: Coccinella septempunctata (seven-spotted ladybird)
Lineage: Eukaryota; Metazoa; Arthropoda; Insecta; Coleoptera; Coccinellidae
Gene: Ipk2
Product: inositol polyphosphate multikinase
Exons: 6
Coding region: 284-1576 (430 amino acids)
Biological process (GO): inositol phosphate biosynthetic process
Cellular component (GO): nucleus; cytoplasm
Molecular function (GO): inositol tetrakisphosphate kinase activity; inositol-1,4,5-trisphosphate 3-kinase activity
Source: RefSeq, a predicted model, not a curated record
GAUCAAAAAAUUUGCAAUGUUGAUUUGACAUUCCCCUUAGCGCGUUCAGCGAUAGGGAAAAGUGAAGAACUCAUUCAAUUCUUCACUGAAAAUUUCACCUUGAAGCAGUGCGGUUGAAUGUGUUUUAGUGAGAUAAUUGUUAGGAAAAUGAUAGCUCUGAAUUGCCUGUUUUACAACAAAGAAAAAGUGGCCAAAAUAUGUUUUGAAGUGGAGUAGAUAUAAAAGCGGUUUUUUAGUUUGGCGUGAAAUUUCGUGAGGCAAUUCAACAAGAAAUUAGUGAAUUAUGGGAAAAUCUGAGUAUUUAUCCGACCCAGUGAAAAAGGAGAAAUUGUGUAGUGCUAUCAGUAUGUUGUCAGUGUCUUGCAACGGGGCUAAGCCGGUCCAUUCACCGCAGGCGAGACUCAGUCCACCGGCUAUACCGGAAGAUAUGGAGGUGUUUGGUAAUCAAGUGGCGGGACACUCGUGGUCUCCGAACACUAUAGGAAUGCUUAAACACGAGAACACCAUCCUGAAGCCGAUCAACAACCGAAAAUCGGCUUGCGGAGAGCGAGAGAUACAUUUUUAUGAAACGGUGGCUAAUUCGGAAGACAGAGAUCUGGCUGACCUCAAAGAGUUGAUACCAAAGUACUACGGUACCAGGGAGGUAAUGACUAACGGGGAACCGAUUAAGUGCAUUGUUCUGGAAGAUCUGACGGCCGAUUUUGACGAGCCCUGUAUAAUGGACAUCAAGAUCGGCAGGAGGACCUGGGAUCCUGAAGCUAGUUACGAGAAGAUAGCCAAAGAGGAGUCGAAAUUCACGGAGUGCAAAAGGGAACUAGGCUUCUGUAUUCCCGGAUUUCAGGUGCACAAAAUCAGCAACAACGAACUGGUCAAGUUCAACAAGGACUACGGGAAGAAUCUCAACAAGGAAACCAUAUCAGAAGCACUAAAAAUCUUCUUGAACGGCGAGACGCGGUUCUGCCGGAGCCUGCUGAUGCAAAUUCUGGCACCAUUGUGGCGUAUUCAGAAAUGGGCUAGGACGCAGAGGCGUUUCCAGCUCUACUCCUCGUCCAUACUGAUCGCCUACGACUCCAAAAGACUGAAAGAAUGCCUUAAACAUAAUCUAGAGGAGCCUCUCAAGCCGGCGCUUAAGCUGACCAGGUCGCACAGCCUGUACAGGCCGCUGAGCUUGGCAGUGCUCAACAAUUUCACCGACAAGAUCCCUACAGGAUUCAGCGGCCAGCUGACCAAGGAAGGGCCAAUCUUGACGCCUACCUCGCGCAAAAGGAACUGCUUCGACCUGUUACCGUUCCGUAGAAAGAGCAACAACGUGUGGCAGCAGUCCUUCCACAAUCUCAAAAGAACACAUUCCUUCCAGAACAAUUACGACAAAGACGUCCAAAACCGUAAGAAAUCGUACACGGACAUAUUGGAGGACCUCAGCUGCGAGCACAAGUCCGAGCUUUGGGUAACUGUGAAGAUGAUAGACUUCGCUCACGUCUAUCCCGCCAAAAAUUGUGAUUUGGAUAGAAAUUAUCUGCAGGGUAUCGAGAAUCUAGUUAAAGUAUUAGAGGAAUUUUUAGUUGACAGUGAAUGAGUAUUAAUGGCUGUGUGUGCGUAUUUUUUGAAAUUAUUUUCGCUACUUUCUUUUUUUUUGGAAUGUAAAUUUUUCGUAUUAAAACUUGAUGUUCAAGGAGAUAAAUGUGUUUUUGAGAUUCAA